This is a messenger RNA of Lodderomyces jiufengensis, 459 nucleotides long. It is a transcript of the gene TIF11, whose product is annotated as Tif11p. The record is from RefSeq and is a predicted model, not a curated record. Bases 1 to 459 code for a protein of 152 amino acids. Gene Ontology annotation, cellular component: cytoplasm. Gene Ontology annotation, molecular function: translation initiation factor activity; RNA binding. The transcript has a single exon. Gene Ontology annotation, biological process: translational initiation. NCBI's taxonomy places the organism in Eukaryota, Fungi, Ascomycota, Pichiomycetes, Serinales, Debaryomycetaceae.
AUGGGUAAAUCAGGUAAAGGUAAAGGUGGUAAGAAUAGAAGAAGAGGUAAAAAUGAUAAUAGUGGACAAAAAAGAGAAUUAAUAUUGAAAGAAGAAGGUCAAGAAUAUGCACAAAUUACAAAAAUGUUAGGUAAUGGUAGAAUUGAAGUACAAUGUUUUGAUUCAAUAAAAAGAAUGGGACAUAUAAGAGGUAAAAUGAGAAAAAAAGUAUGGAUGGGACAAGGUGAUAUUAUAUUGGUUAGUUUAAGAGAUUUUCAAGAUGAUCAAUGUGAUGUUGUACAUAAAUAUAAUUCAGAUGAAGCAAGAUCUUUAAAACAAUUGGGAGAAUUACCAGAAAAUGCUAAAAUUAAUGAAACUGAUACUUUUGGUGCUGAUGAAGAUGAAGAUGUUAAUUUCGAAUUCGGUGGUGCUGAUGAAUCAGAAUCUGAAGAUGAAGAAUUAGAUAUUGAUGAUAUCUAG